UGAAGAACAGCCCCCCUCACCGAGUCGUGAUGAGGUGAACCGGCGGGGAGAGAGAGAGAAAGACAGAGAGAGAGAAAGAGCGAGCAAGCAUCAGCACCGACUGAGACUCAUCCCCUCGUCCCCCCACUGACGCCCACACUUCCGGACUGGACCCUCUGGAGGCGGCUGGGUCGGGAUGCAUGCGUCUCCCAGUGCUGCUUGAGAUGUGGAUAAGACGACGACGGUGAAAAGGCGACGUGCUCGUUACCUUCCAUUAAACCUCCUCGCUGCAGAUCUGAACGCUGAACUAAUCAAUUAUCGGCGGCCAACUCGCCCAUCACUCACAGGGGGGAUUCAGGCUUUGGCCACACUGUCUGUCUGCCGUCAACUGUUGCCUAUUUCCUCUGUAAAUGAAUCUUGUAAGGUAUAUGAACAAUCGUGUUCCUCCUAACAAGAGAUACCAGCCCACCGAAUAUGAGCAUGCUGCCAAUUGUGCCACGCAUGCGUUGUGGAUAAUCCCCAGCCUGCUGGGAAGCUCAGUGUUGCACUUCCAGUCAGAGGACCAAUGGGAGCGGCUGUCAGCCUGGGUGUAUGGGGCGGGGCUCAGCUCACUCUUCAUCAUCUCCACCCUCUUCCACACUGUGGCCUGGAAGAAGAGCCACUUACGGUCUGUGGAGCAGUGUUUUCACAUGUGUGACAGGAUGGUGAUCUAUUUCUUCAUCGCUGCUUCCUACGCCCCUUGGCUAAACCUGCGAGAGCUGGGUCCCUGGGCGUGUCACAUGCGCUGGUUAGUUUGGGUCAUGGCGUCUUUUGGAACCACCUACGUCUUCUUCUUCCAUGAGAGGUAUAAGCUCAUGGAGCUGAUCUGCUACACAGUGAUGGGAGUUUUUCCUGCCCUGGUCAUCCUCUCAAUGCCGGAGCAGUCCGGGUUGUGUGAGCUGCUGGUCGGCGGGGCCUGCUACUGUUUGGGGAUAGUCUUCUUCAAAAGUGACGGCAUUGUCCCAUUCGCUCACGCUAUUUGGCACAUGUUUGUAGCUAUGGGAGCGGCCAUACAUUACUACGCCAUCUGGAAGUACCUCUACGCCCAGCCACCCAACCACCAGGUCCACACCUCCAGAUGACAUCAGCACUGACCUCACAGGAAGUAACUCCUGUUUUUGAGCGGAUACGAGGGGCUGUCCACAUUCAGGGGCUGCCUCAUGUUGAAGGUGGGGGGAUGGGGGGUGGGGGGGUAAACAUGCACUUUUCAGUGUGACAGAAACCAAAACUAAUGGUGCAUUCAGGUCCCUCUCAUCAGUUCGAAAUGUCUAACAUUUCCAUGUUUAUCACCAAAAAGUUGCCUUCAAGCAGCCAGUGAAUGAAUGGGUAAAACGGGUCCAAAUCCAAAUUAAAUCUUUUGCAUCGUCUUCACACUCCUACUUUUCUAAAAAUAGCACCUUUAAAAAGCAAUUUAAACUACUUUACUUUUUCUUUGAGGAUAAAAUAAAAUCACAUCAGUGUGCUGAAAUAGCAUAAAAUAAUGUAAUGGAAUACAGCACAGUGUGAAACACAAAGAAAUACUUUAAGCCCUGUUUUAAGACAACAGUUAAUUCAUGCAGGUCUUGCAAUUUUGCUUUGUUUUGCAGGUACUUCUCCUUGUUUAGCUUUGAAUCUGGGACAGGAAGUACAGCUGGCCUAGAUAAUGACUGAUGGAGUCAAAGAUGUGAGACCUUAAUGUGACAGCUUUGAUUCAGUCUGAGGCAAAGCCCAGGGUGGAAAGUAUUCAUGAAACACUUCCCCGCUUCUUGGAAAACUCAGAAAAAAACUCAUGUGUCUGUAUCAGUAUUUUAUUCAUUCAGAUCUUCUGCCGUCUGAAUUUUAGACAGGAAGUUAAUCAACACUUUUAAUUUAAUUCUUACUAACCGAUGACCAACUGAAUCCAGUUACCUCCAGUGAUGCAAUACCUCCUGACGUUCUGAGCUGAGAGGGCAAUCAAAUGCACCAUUUAGGGUUAAUUAUCACGUUUGGUAUACAUGAAGGAUAAAUAUGGUGAAUCUGAACUUCAAGGCUGGCAGCUCCUGAACUGGGACCCCCCCCUCCCCAAGAUCAUUUUAGUUUUACACUUCUAACAGUAUUUUCCAGGACUUUGGUUUCAGGGGUUAAUCACUAUUCUCGGAGAUUUCUCUCUGUGCCGUGCGCGCCCAGAUUUAGUGUGCAGAAGCGGAAUUGAGGGCAUUGUCUAUUUGUCAAGAGGAAGAUCACUAUUAAAAUUGGCAGACUCGACUCAUGAGAUUAAUUUUAGUGUUUUUAGUUUGAUUACACUAAGCAGGCUGCAACAUCAGUAAUUUACUAUUCCCAAUUCAGAGCUCUAGAUAGUAUUAUUACUGCUAUUGUUAUUAGAUGUGCUAUCUACACCAUAGUACUCUGUAUGAUUUUAACAAUAGCUGCUUAAGUCGGUGACUUCCUGUGAAGUUUUUUAAACAUGAUCGUAGAGGUUUUUUUCUUUUUCUUAAGUUUAACACUCAGAUAUUUGUAGUUUUAGUCUUGGAGACUUUUACUCGUGUGCUUCCACAUAUACCAGUCGCCACACUUUCGAUUUUUGAGCAUAAACACUGAAUUCUAAUACUGUUGUCGAUUAGGUUUAGUACGUGAAGAUACAGUAUUUAUCAGAGACAUACAGUACAUGCCGACUUCAUCUAUAUUUUCUUCUGAUCUUCUCGUUGUGUUACUCGAUCAUCUUCUCAGUCUUCAUCCUAAACGAAUGGAAAACAGCUGAUAGCUACAACAUGGUUGGAGCUCAAACCACUGUCUGAUUCAGCACUGCCAGAAGACUUACUGCCGUUAACCGAUAGCACACUACUACCAUAUAUGUAUGUUUCACACUUGAAAGGAAACUGAAGCUAUAGUAUUGUUGAACAAUCUGGCCCGAUAAUAAAGGCAUCUCAGGUGCGUGUGUGUGUGUGUGUGCUCGCGCGCGUGUGCUCGCGUGUGUGUGUUUGCCCAAGUGUUUGUGCCUGUGUGUAUCCUAUACUAUCUGACUACCAUGAAUCCAAAGCCUCUAACUGGCUGAGUCUAUGUUUACACAUGAAUGCAUGUACCUUGAACACAUCAAAAUAUAUCUGAAACAUGUAUGUAUUCUUAGCGUCGAGUUGUACGUGCUGCUUCGUGGUUUAAAGGACGAAGCAGAGUGUGAUUAAUGUGGCGAGAGGAUUUUAAAAGGUCGAAGCAGCUGGUAUUUAAGGGUUGUCAAAAAAAACUUUUUCAUUAUAGUUUCACUGCAGUAUGUCGGAUCAUCUGGGCUUAAAAGUCCAAGGAAGCCACAUUAAAAAGGACCACUGCAGCUGCUAUGGUUGUUUGCAGCUCUAAGCAAAUAAAUGCAUUUUAUUUAUUUAUUUAUUUAUUUAUAUGCUGGCACCUCCCCAUACAGCUUCACCUGCUCACUCACAGCUGCCCCAGAAGUUUUCUGCAAGUUUUACAUAUAUGGAUUUACAUAAUGGAUAGAAAAGAUUUCAAAUCUUUACACCUGGACUCUUUACCCCUUGAAAGCCCGCUAGCAGUAACCCUUAAAGCUCUUUUCUGUCAUGUUUCAGGGCUGCUUAUAGAACAAAAUGACUGGGCGUACAUCAGAAGUCAGGUCGUAUCUGCCUGUGUAGCUACCUGGGAAAACCUGGAAACUGCCUGUUUGAACUAUGAAAUAAAUGCCAGAAAUUUUUAAUUUUUUGAAAAAGUAGAGUUUAUUGAACAAUCUGACAAAAGUUUUAAUUUGUAUCAUUUGUCAAAAAAAACAAAACAAAAAGCAGAAACACUGACACUGACUAAAAAAAUCUCACAACAGCUGAUGUAUUAGAUAUGACACACUUAGCAUUACAGGGCUAGUAGUCGUCAGAAGGUGUGAAAACUGGUCAUUAAGGGCAGAGGGGAGGUCGUUUGUACUUCAAUAACACUUUAAGCGACGCUGCACAACCCCCUAAAUUUGCUGCAAAACUCUGCAAAAGUUUGCAUUUGGAGUUAAAUCCAUCACUGUGAUGAGCACUUAUGAAAUGCUGUUUAUUUGCCCGUGCAAGUGUAGUAGGUCAUGAGGUAACGCAUAAGGUGAGCGUUACCUUUAAAUGUUGAGGUCGACACACAAACCUGGAUUCAGAUCCAAACCGCAGCUCAGUUUUUCCUCUAUCGCUCAACGUGUUUUAAGGAUAAGCCUCUAACUAGUGGACAAAAACUGACAACCAGCACAAAACUGGACUGAAAACAAGUUAUUUUAUAAUAUCACCUUGUUUGUGUAGCCACUGUUGCCUCAAGACAUCUAAUAAUCAUUCUUCAUUCUAUACUGAAGGGUCCAAAAACAACACGAUGACACCAAACCUUGAAUAAAAGUGAUAAAAUAGUCUGAGGGUGACACAAUACUUUAUCAUUUUGUACAUUUGAGACCCUAGCAUGAAGGGGAGUGCGUUUGUCGCACGGUGGAUAUCUUAUUUAAAACUGAAACAGAGUUACUCUGGAGUAUUCGUGCUCUCAGUGUUUACUCGAGUCUCUGGGAUGAACCAAACAACUGAGAGAGUUUACAGUUUGUCUUGUAUCCAAGCCAGGUCUGGCUGCGGUGAGAUAAAGUAAAGGAUUUGAUGUGUGUCUUGUCUUGAUUACAGUAUGUGUCUCAUUCAGACAUACACCCCACCUGCCUUUGUAAAGAUCUUUAUAACAGCGUCCGCGAAGCCUCGUGGACCCUCUGUAUAUUAUUUAUAGACGCUCUGUGAUUGUGGAGCUGCUGACUCUGUUCUCAGUCCUGCUGGUGUUUCCUUUCUCGUCCUACAGGACUGAUUAUAUUAUCUCACCCUUAUUCUAGUUUUCAUAUUGGUUAUUGUGUCUGUGGUGCUUUUUGUGCUGUGAUAAGCCGAUAUGAUGCCAACAAUGCUUUUAUCUUUUCUAUUUCUCUUGUAAUAAAAAAGCUUUUUUCAUGCA
Maylandia zebra (zebra mbuna) is the source of this 4911-nucleotide messenger RNA. RefSeq names its product monocyte to macrophage differentiation factor 2. Gene Ontology annotation, cellular component: membrane. The record is from RefSeq and is a predicted model, not a curated record. Gene Ontology annotation, molecular function: pore-forming activity. NCBI's taxonomy places the organism in Eukaryota, Metazoa, Chordata, Actinopteri, Cichliformes, Cichlidae.